AUGAACCGCCUCUUCGGCAGUGCGCCCAAGGGCCCCAAACCGACGCUCAACAGCGCCAUCGGCACCAUCGACGGGCGCAUCUCUUCCCUGGACGUCAAAGUCUCGUCCCUCAACGCAGAGCUGUCCACCUACCAAUCCAAACUGUCCAAGAUGCGUGACGGGCCGGGCAAAACAGCCCUCAAGCAAAAGGCGCUUAAGGUCCUCCAGCGGCGCAAGCAGUACGAAGCGCAACGCGACCAGCUGCAGGGUCAAGUCUGGAACAUGGAGCAGGCGCAGACGAUGCAGGAUAACCUGCAGGGCGUCAUGACGACGGUGGACGCGCUGAAAACGACAAACAAGGAGUUGAAGAAGCAGUAUGGCAAGGUGGACCUCGACAAGAUUGAGAGGCUGCAGGACGAGAUGGCGGACUUGAUGGAUGUUAGUAAUGAGAUACAGGAGACGCUGAGUAAAGGGUAUGAGGUGCCCGAUGAUGUGGAUGAGGGGGAGCUCGAUGCCGAGCUGGAGAUGUUGGGCGCCGAGAUGGAGUUGGAGGGCGCGAUGGGCGAGGCGAGCGGGGUGCCGGAUUUCAUGAGGGAUGAGGUGCCUGAGUUUAUCGAUGAGCCGCCCGAGGCGAACAAGAAGGUGCAGGAGGCGGCGAGGUGA
Messenger RNA from Pseudomassariella vexata, 642 nucleotides. Its product is annotated as Snf7 family protein. Gene Ontology annotation, biological process: vesicle budding from membrane; late endosome to vacuole transport via multivesicular body sorting pathway. The transcript has a single exon. NCBI's taxonomy places the organism in Eukaryota, Fungi, Ascomycota, Sordariomycetes, Amphisphaeriales, Pseudomassariaceae. The record is from RefSeq and is a predicted model, not a curated record. The coding region runs from base 1 to 642 and encodes 213 amino acids. Gene Ontology annotation, cellular component: multivesicular body.